AUGGCCUCUCAACUGGUGCCACUGCCCGAAGUCGAGCGCGUUAGCCCAGUCUGCAUUCGCAUUCUGGGCGGCAACCCGGGAAAGUUUACGCUGCAAGGCACCAACACGUACUUGCUCGGACGAGGCAGCCGUCGCAUCCUAAUCGACACCGGCGAGGGCGUGCCGUCGUGGAUCGCAGCCAUCAAAUCCACCCUGGAGCAAGAACAGGCAAGCGUCGAGACGGUCCUGAUCACCCACUGGCACCGGGACCACCAGGGCGGCAUCCAGCAGCUGCUGGAGCUGUCUCCGGACUCCAAGGUCUUCAAGAACCAACCCGAGGAGGGCCAAUCGGACAUCUCGGACGGUCAAAGGUUUGUCGUCGACGGAGUCAGCCUUACGGCUGUAUUUACCCCGGGGCACACUGUGGACCAUAUGGCCUUCGUCCUGGAGGAGGAAGACGCCAUGUUUACGGCGGACAACGUUUUAGGCCAAGGGACGGCCGUGUUUGAGGACUUGGCUACCUACCUCGACAGCCUUGAGAAGAUGCGACACCUGUUCAAGGGGAGGGCGUAUCCAGGCCACGGGCCCGUGAUUGACAACGGUCCGUCAAAAAUUCUCGAGUACAUCAACCACCGGAAAGCUCGCGAGGAGCAGGUUAUUCGUACGCUACGGACAGUGAGGCAAGGCGAAACCAUCGAAGGCGCGGCUAACGCGUGGACACCUAUGGAACUUGUCAAGGUCAUAUACCAUGACGUUCCGGAGGAGCUUCACGUCCCCGCGGGUGGCGGAGUCAUCCAGAUCCUGGCCAAGCUCGAAAAGGAAGACAGAGUAGCCCAGAGCAACGACAGAUGGACUCUGAAAGAUCGAUCGGCGUUGUAG
Molecule: messenger RNA, 858 nt
Organism: Colletotrichum spaethianum
Lineage: Eukaryota; Fungi; Ascomycota; Sordariomycetes; Glomerellales; Glomerellaceae
Product: lactamase-like protein nscB
Exons: 1
Coding region: 1-858 (285 amino acids)
Biological process (GO): secondary metabolite biosynthetic process
Source: RefSeq, a predicted model, not a curated record